AUGACCGACAACGAUCCCCCUCUUUCUCCGACGGCCGCCAUCGCCCAGCCCCUUCUUCUUCAGGGUCUCCUCGGGCCCCGGCUCGUCCAUACUCAAGAUCUUCCCACUUCCAUCCUUCUCCGCUCCAACUCCUGGAAUGAUGCUGCUAUCAUGCAAUCCGACUCCACCUCGGCUAUCGCCGCUUCCCGCUUCCGCUCCACCCUCCAGGAUUCCCAACUUGAUGGCCUCUCUGCCAAAUACACCGCUCCUUCCAACCUCUCGGACUCCUUCUCCGAUCUCCUUGCGAAAUCCAUUCGCAGCGGACCCCACACUCGUGCCUGGUCUCGCACCGAAGCCUACAAUCUCAUGCCCCGCCGUAACAUUGGAGGUUUUCUCAUCAUCGCCAAGUUCCGCCUUGCCGACGGCUCUCUUUCAGCCCCCCUCUUCUGUAUCACGGGACCCCCCGCUGUGGCUCCGCCCACUUCCAUUGGCUCUUCCAACAGCCUCUUCCCGUCGGCUUCCAUGCCGCCUGACACUCAACUGGCCACUCAAGUGCCCUUUCCACCCCACGUUCAGCCCGUGGCCCUCCCGUUUGCCACUCAAUCUUGCUCCACCAUAGCUUCCUUAGCCACCUCCUCGUCUCCUGACUCCAUCAUUGAUGACCUACCUAUCGGCGUCAUCCCCGACGCCCGCAACAUGUUCGAACUAGUCCCAAUCCACAACUCCGUCAUGAAUGUCAUGCAAGACCUCCCCGAGACGCAUCCAUUCAUUGCCAACAACAUCUGGAUUCCAGACAUCAUCCCUGAUGAUUCUUCUCAGGCAUCCACACCCAACUUAGAACUCAUCACCAUUCUCCGAGAAGGAGCUGUCCCACCCUGUCCCCUCGCAGCACCCUCGCCUUGGCCCAAACCAGCUCCACCUGGCUCAACCACCACUAUUCCUCUCGCGAACGCCAACUCCCACCCAUCAUUCGCGACCCAAAUCUACCUCAAAUCCACGGAGCCCAACAGCUCCCCUGAUAUCUCCCAUGGAAUCAUCUUUGCCCCCAAAGCAAUCCCAUUCCCUCCCGCCACCGGCCUCCCCAUUGGCUUCGUCGCGGACAUCACCAACAUUUCUCUCAUCCAGCUCACCGCUGCUAUAGCCCAUCUCGCCUAUGAAGAUGACACCAAACAAAUUGAGUGGCUCUUGAACCCCAUCACCGAGUUAUGGUACCAAGCCGCUCAAGAUUCUCCCGACAUUUUCGUCAAUAUCAUCGAAUCUUAUCAAGCAUUCACAGCCCCCUUCAAACCACUCCCCAUGCCCCCUCCUUUCAGUCUCAAUCUCACCCGUCAUAUGGAAUGGUCAAUCAUCCACACAAUCCUCUGGGACUACGCUCUAGCCGGUAGCUCCUCGGCCGUGCAAGCCAAACUAGUGACAUACGCCCAACGUGCCCUAGCCGACGCCCACGCCCUUCCUCCAGACAGCAUCUUGCCCCCUCUCGGCUAUGCUUCCUCCAUCUGGAACCAGCCAUACAUCUUUGCCUAUCGUCCUCCCGACACUAAAAGCUGGCUCACUCGCUACCAUCUCAAACUCUAUUCUCAGUGGGCCAAGCCUCCCCCCGCAUCCCAGCGAAAGGGCUCCAAGCCAACGCUCUAG
Seminavis robusta is the source of this 1614-nucleotide messenger RNA. The record is from the annotation of a GenBank genome assembly. NCBI's taxonomy places the organism in Eukaryota, Bacillariophyta, Bacillariophyceae, Naviculales, Naviculaceae.